Molecule: messenger RNA, 937 nt
Organism: Capsicum annuum
Lineage: Eukaryota; Viridiplantae; Streptophyta; Magnoliopsida; Solanales; Solanaceae
Product: ribonuclease 3-like protein 1
Exons: 3
Coding region: 263-754 (163 amino acids)
Source: RefSeq, a predicted model, not a curated record
UCAGCUUUCUACCUUGCAUUCAGUUAACCAAACACUAUGACUGCAACUGUUCAUUGAAUAAGAUCCUAAAUACUUGCAUUUAUUCUGGAAAACAACUCCAAAUAUACCAAUCAAUAAAUAAGUCCACAAAAAUUUGUCUCUACUAAUCGUAAUCAUCAUCGGCACUCUUAACACAAAUUAUAUCAUCUCCCUAUUUUUUUUUAAUAAUUUGAUGAAUAAUUAGAGUAAAUCACAAGAUUAAUUUGGAUUGUUGUAGAACACAAUGGAACAUUGUGAAGCUGAAAAAAUUCUUCAGCGGCUUAGAGGAGAAUACAGAAGGAAUACUGUAGAAAAGAAACUGGACAAGAGUGGAGAAGAUGAAGAAGGUGAAUCGGAUACUGCUCAGCUAAUUGUCCGUAGAAAUGUAACAGGACCCGACCCGAAUCCUGUUCCCCCGCUUCGCUUUCAUAAGGUAGAUAUGGACGGAAACUCCAAAGGCAAAGGUACUCAAAAUCAGGGCUCCACCAGAUCACGUUUGUACGAGAUUUGUGCAGUAAAUCAUUGGAAAGCACCUUUGUUUGAAUGUUGCAAAGAAGAAGGUCCAGAUCACCAUAAGUUGUUCACCUUCAAGGUAAUUGUGGAAAUGAGAGGACCCCGUACCGCAACUAUAGAGUGUAUGGGCAAUCCACAUUCAAAGAAAAAAGCAGCAGCAGAGAAUGCAGCUGAAGGGGCAUUGUGGUUUCUAAAUCAAGCUGGUUAUACAUUGAACAAGUAAUUGGGGUGGGAGUGGGGCGGGAAUCAUUUAUUAGAUAUAGGUUUGUAAGUAAAUUAAUUUUAUGCAGCAACUGCAAUAUGAUGCAGUAAAUAUAAUCUCAAUGCUAUGUGACAAAAAGUGUUUGAAGAUGGUAUGUUUCAAUUAGGCUGCCAGUUAUAUAUGAGCUUAAACUACUUUUUGGCU